This is a messenger RNA of Scophthalmus maximus (turbot), 3509 nucleotides long. It is a transcript of the gene cenpi, whose product is annotated as centromere protein I. Lineage: Eukaryota; Metazoa; Chordata; Actinopteri; Pleuronectiformes; Scophthalmidae. The record is from RefSeq and is a predicted model, not a curated record. Bases 112 to 2271 code for a protein of 719 amino acids. The transcript is spliced from 20 exons. Gene Ontology annotation, cellular component: kinetochore.
CAGAGCAAACGGUCGCGCGGAGGAUUUGAGUUUUGUUUGAAUGACCGGGGCCGGAGCGAGUGGGAGCGAGUCGGAGCACACGGAGGGUUUCUAAGUUUUAGCAAUGCAGAAAUGGCAGCGAAGAAAAACCUGUUGGGGCCAACGGAUUCAGACUCGUCGUCUGUGAGCGACCAGUCUGCGUCCAACCGGAGCGUUAACCGGAGUCUGAGGGUGGCGGAGAAGGAGCGGAGGAAGAACGAGGCGGAGGACCCGCUGGUUCUGGCCCUCAAGUACUUCUCUGACGUCGAAGCAGGUACUCCAGUGGUCGGGAACGAUGAGUUUGAGAAUAACCUGGUGCUGGUGGAGAGAGCGGCCUACAGUAAAGGUCUCUCCUCAGAGGCCGUGGCUGUCAUGCUGGAGUUUGCCAUGAGCCUCCGAAUGGGAACUAGUCCAUGUGUGCGGGUGCUGAAGUGUCUGAUUCCUUCCACCGUGGUUCCCCAGGAGGCUGUUGUUCGGGCCGUGGUUUGGCUGGGUGUUGGCAAAAUACCCAUCAGCACACAAGUACUUUUUAUAAAGUGGGUGUUGACCGUAUUUGAUAUGAUUGAUGCAAAAGACCAGCUUCGAUCGAUCUAUGGCUUCAUCUUCAGCUUUGUCACAGAGGAAAAUCUGUGUCCUUUCAUUUGCCAUCUGUUGUACCUUUUGACCAGAAAAGAAAGUGUACGAGUCUUCAGAGUGCGGAAGCUGCUGGAGCUACAGUCUAAACUGGGAAGGCAACCGUUCCUUCUUCAUCUACUGUCACUUUACAAAGUGUUUUGCCCUGAACUCGUGACUCUCUCCGUUCCAUCACGAAUGAGGAGUGGGUUUAGGAACCACAAUUCCCCCUGGAAAUCGGCAUUGAUUGCUGUCCAGAAGAGGAAUGGUUCCCAGGUGGCCUCCAGCUCCAGUCUGCCCUUCACAAUUAAAGAUAUGAGCAGCUCUCGGAAAAGGAAACACGGUCACCUAGAGUUGCCGGUGUUGAGUUCGCUCGUCAAUAAACAAGCUCAGACUGAGUCCUUCAGCAGGAAGUUGGUCCCCCUGGUGCAGCUCCACUCCUUUACUCAGCUCCUGGAAAAUAUGCACCGUAUAGAGCUGCCUGCUCAGAUGGGCUCCCUGCUGGGCUCCAGCCUGGCACUGCAGUACUUGGACUGUGUACAGGAUGAGUCUGCCCUCCUACGCCUCAACUUCUGGCUGGGCUAUGCUCUCCACGAAGAAUUCUUGUUCUGUGGUGAUGGAAGAGCCUCCCAGAAUUCAGAGGAAGCUCUGCAGUUUCUGGACAAGUUGCUGUCCACCCAGCACUUUCUGCAGGAAGCGUUUUCCAGUUCAGAGGCUUUCUUGUACAAAUUUCUCAGUGUGUGGGACGGCUCCCUCCUCCGCCCGCAGAUCCUCAGCCUGCUCAGCCACAUUCCUGUUGUCCCUAGUGCCCAAAUCGGACGGCUUCUGUUUGAGCCCCUCAUGCAGCUUUUCUUCACAUCCUCGCUAUUUUUCAAGUGUGGACUCAUUGAGUGUCUGAACAAUAUGCUAUUGAAGUGGCUGACCUGGCAUUCGGUGUACGCUCUGGAGGACGACUUGGACAUCAGCCUCAACAGCCACACCUCCAUAAACAUGACGCUGUCGGGGUUCAAGGACUCGGUGAUGGAGCUGGUUCACUUUGUGGGUCGACUGGCCUCUGUGGGGCUUCAGCUCGAAGGCUGCCACUCUCUCCUCCUCAGCUUCAUCCUGGACUUUUAUGAGACGGUGUGUGACACGUUUCUGAGGUACGGGCUCCCCCUCGUGGUGAUGCCCCCGCCUGCCGUUUUUUACCCAGUCCUGUUUUCCCCCGACCCCGUCAGCGUGGACCGACUGGCUUACAUCAUGUACAGGUACAAGGUGAACUUGACGUCGGCCAAGAGUCAAGAAAAAGUCACAGAGCAGGCCUUUCACAUCAGCCGCCAGACGUUUCGCGAGUUCAACAACUACGUGGUGGUCAUGGUCAACUGCCUGUGGAACUCCAAAAUGUUUCACCCAGGCAUGGGCGUGCAGCUGGGAGAGGAGCUGCUCCUCAAGAGCAACGUGCCACAAUACUGGACGAGUUUCGACCUGGUCAACCACCCGGCUUUCUUGAGCUACGCCGUCGACUUUCAUCAGAGGUGUUGGCCCGGGAGAAAGGACGUGGACCUCAAUUCCAUAAAGCAUUCCAAGCCAUGGAGCUGGUACCUGGAGUACCUGUACAGUCAAGGAUAUGACGGCCUGAAACAGUUUGUGCCGGCACCGUAGCCAGAGGAGACUUCAUGAACUCUGACAACCGCAUACUGGCCUUUUUUUUGCGUUCACUGCUUAUUAAAAACUACAGGAAUGAAAUGAAAUAUUAUUGAUAUUUCAUUUGAACAAUACUGUUGGAUAGAAUUCAUAUAAUUUUUUUACAAAUUCAAACAUUGUGAGCCGCUGCUGCUCCUGUUGCAUUGAUGCUUUUGCAAGAUUCGUAAUAUUUUUCCGAUGUUAAUUUUUUUGUAUCUUAGCUAAAACUACAGCAUUUCUGUUACGCCAACACUUUGUCACGUAUUUGUACAAAUUACAUUCAUAAUGCAACACGCCUGCCACAACAGAUCAAUGGGCCAAAUGUAGGACACUAAACAAAGUGUAAUAGGAAACCAUGUGGAAAGCUCAUUCCCUACGCUUUAAUUAAAACAUGAUAUUGUGAUUAACAGGGACCAGGAGAGUGAGGGGGUGUAACAAGCACCCUCACCAUCCCUCCUCGCUCUCGCAGCUAUGAAUGAGUGAGUGAUACAAAGACCGUACACAUCGCAGUGAACGCACUAAUUGUUCAUUUGUCUCAUUUUGUUAUUUUUUAAAUUAUUAUUUGAUUUUUGAGAGGAGGGGUGUGUGAGAGGACGGGCAAUGCACCCGUCAACCCACCCUGGUAACAGGCCCAUUUUUUUUUCUUCAGCUGGAAACUGACAACAGGCGACAGUCUGUGUACACAGCAGAGCUAAACGCUCAACUCAUUGGAGAGGAAAAACAACCACUUGCAUCUUACUCAUUUUUUAAAAGACUUGUAAAUAUUUUAUCUUCCCUCUCUUCCAAGUGAGCUAUUUGCAAGCAAUCUGAGUGUGAUUUUAUGUUCAUAGCUUAAUCUGUGGUUAAUUGCUUUCCUUAGUUUAGACUUGUCCAUUCAGCAAUCCUACCCUGGCAGACAUUUGCCUGAAGCGGUGUCAUUAGAAGGUUUAAGAACAGUAAAUGCAUGUUUUACAGAGGACAGGGUGUAUUUAAUGCAAAAAACAAAGAUUAUUUUUUCCUUUUUUUGUAAUGAAAUCCCAGCCGCUCUCUGUUUAAUGUGAACACAUUGACCUUGGAUCUGCUAUUCUGUUCAAAAUCCAUUUUUUUAGCCUACUGUUUAUGAAUUUGUUAUAUUCUUGUACAGCUUGCCAUCUGCAAAACCUGACUCUUGCACCUUGCUGAAAAUAAAUAAGUGUAAGACUUUUAUUGUAGAAGCAAUUAAAAUUGCUUAUUAAUUA